UAGGUACCAGUGACCCCGGCCAGGAAGGUUCUGAGCGCUUGGCAACAUGGCUUCCCCGCCCCACCAGCAGCUGCUGCAGCACCACAGCACCGAGGUGAGUUGUGACUCCAGCGGAGACAGCAACAGCGUGAGGGUCAAAAUCAACCCCAAGCAGCUGUCCUCCAACAGCCACCCCAAGCACUGCAAGUACAGCAUCUCCUCCAGCUGCAGCAGCUCUGGGGACUCAGGGGGCGUCCCCCGGAGAGUGGGCGUUGGAGGCCGCCUGCGCAGGCAGAAGAAGCUGCCCCAGCUGUUCGAGAGGGCCUCCAGCCGGUGGUGGGACCCCAAGUUCGACUCGGUGAACCUGGAGGAGGCUUGCAUGGAGCGCUGCUUUCCGCAGACCCAGCGCCGCUUCCGGUAUGCGCUUUUCUACAUCGGCUUCGCCUGCCUUCUGUGGAGCAUCUAUUUUGGGGUCCACAUGCGGUCCAGACUGAUUGUCAUGGUAGCCCCAGCUCUGUGCAUCCUCGUAGUGUGUGUGGGCUUUUUUCUGUUUACCUUCACUAAGCUGUAUGCCCGUCAUUACGUGUGGACCUCUCUGGUUCUCACCCUCCUGGUGUUCGCCCUGACCCUGGCCGCCCAGUUUCAGGUUUUGACGCCUCUCUCAGGACGUCUUGACAGCUCCAAUCAUACCCUGGCAGCCAAGCCCACAGACACUUGCUUAUCUCAAGUGGGGAGCUUUUCCAUGUGCAUCGAAGUGCUCUUUUUGCUCUACACUGUCAUGCACUUACCUUUGUACUUGAGCUUGUUUCUGGGAGUGGCCUAUUCUGUUCUCUUUGAGACCUUUGGCUAUCAUUUCCGAGACAAAGACUGCUUUCCCCCACCUGGAGCAGGGGCGCCACCCUGGGAGCUGCUGAACCGAGCCCUGCUCCAUGUCUGCAUCCACGCCAUUGGGAUCCACCUAUUUAUCAUGUCCCAGGUGAGAUCUAGGAGCACCUUUCUCAAGGUGGGACAGUCAAUUAUGCACGGAAAGGAUCUGGAAGUGGAAAAAGCCCUGAAAGAGAGGAUGAUUCAUUCUGUGAUGCCAAGAAUCAUAGCUGAUGACCUGAUGAAACAGGGGGAUGAGGAGAGUGAGAAUUCGGUCAAAAGACAUGCCACCUCGAGCCCCAAGAACAGGAAGAAAAAGUCUUCCAUACAGAAAGCCCCUAUAGCAUUCCGCCCUUUCAAAAUGCAGCAGAUCGAAGAAGUCAGUAUUUUAUUUGCAGAUAUCGUGGGCUUCACCAAGAUGAGUGCCAAUAAAUCUGCUCACGCGUUGGUGGGUCUCCUCAAUGAUCUGUUUGGUCGCUUCGACCGGCUGUGUGAAGAGACCAAGUGUGAGAAAAUCAGUACCCUGGGAGACUGCUACUAUUGUGUGGCGGGGUGUCCAGAGCCCCGGGCUGACCAUGCUUACUGCUGCAUUGAGAUGGGCUUGGGCAUGAUCAGAGCUAUUGAGCAGUUCUGCCAGGAGAAGAAAGAGAUGGUGAAUAUGCGUGUCGGGGUUCACACGGGGACCGUCCUCUGUGGCAUCUUGGGCAUGAGGAGGUUCAAAUUCGAUGUGUGGUCCAAUGAUGUGAACUUGGCCAAUCUCAUGGAGCAGCUGGGAGUGGCGGGCAAGGUUCACAUUUCUGAGGCCACAGCAAAAUACUUAGAUGAUCGGUACGAAAUGGAAGAUGGGAAAGUUACUGAACGCCUUGGCCAGAGUGUUGUUGCUGAUCAGUUGAAAGGUUUGAAGACAUACCUGAUAGCGGGUCAGAGAGCGAAGGAGUCUCAUUGCAGCUGUUCAGAGGCCUUGCUUUCUGGCUUUGAGGUCAUUGACGGCUCACGGGUGUCCUCGGGUCCUAGGGGACAGGGGACAGCAUCACCAGGGAGUGUCAGUGACUUGGCGCAGACUGUCAAAACCUUUGAUAACCUUAAGACCUGUCCUUCAUGCGGCAUCAUGUUGGCCCCCAAAUCGGAAGCUGGUGUAGAAGGAGGAGCGGUCCAAAAUGGCUGUCAAGAGGAACAUAAAAACAGCACUAAGGCUCCUGGAGCACCGAAUUCCAAAACUCAGAACGGACUUCUGAGCCCUCCCCAAGAGGAGAAGCUCACCAACAGUCAGACCUCCCUGUGUGAGAUCUUACAGGAAAAGGGAAGGUGGGCAGGAGUGAGCUUGGACCAGUCAGCUCUCCUUCCGCUGAGAUUCAAGAACAUCCGGGAGAAAACAGAUGCUCAUUUUGUUGAUGUUAUCAAAGAAGACAGCCUGAUGAAAGAUUAUUUUUUCAAGCCACCUAUCAAUCAGUUCAGCUUGAACUUCCUGGAUCAGGAGCUAGAGCGAUCCUACAGGACCAGCUAUCAAGAAGAGGUUAUAAAGAAUUCUCCUGUGAAGACUUUUGCCAGUGCCACCUUCAGCUCCCUCCUGGAUGUGUUUCUGUCAACAACAGUGUUUCUGAUUCUCUCCAUCACCUGCUUCCUGAAGUACGGGGCUGCCACCAUGCCUCCCCCACCUGCCGCCUUGGCAGUCUUCAGCGCCGCCCUGCUGCUGGAGGUGCUGUCCCUCGUGGUCUCCAUCAGGAUGGUGUUUUUCCUGGAGGAUGUGAUGGCUUGUACGAAGCGCCUGCUGGAGUGGAUAGCCGGCUGGCUCCCGCGCCAUUUCAUUGGAGCCAUCCUGGUGUCACUCCCUGCUCUUGCAGUCUAUUCACACAUCACCUCUGAAUUUGAGACAAACAUACACUUCACCGUGUUCAUGGGCUCAGCCGUCCUGAUCACUGUCGUGCACUACUGUAACUUCUGCCAGCUCAGCUCCUGGAUGAGGUCCUCCUUAGCCACCAUCGCUGGGGCUGGGCCCCUGCUGCUGCUCUAUGUCUCCCUGUGCCCUGACAGUUCCAUAGUAAUUUCACACCUUGAUGCAGGACGGAAUUUCAGUUCCGAGGGGAAUCCGUGCAAUAGUUCCUUGCCGCGUGAUGGCAGAACAGCCAGCCUGAUUGGCCAGGAAGUGAUUCUUGUCUUCUUCCUCCUGCUCUUGUUGGUCUGGUUCCUGAAUCGAGAAUUUGAGGUCAGCUACCGCCUGCACUACCACGGGGAUGUGGAGGCGGACCUUCACCGCACCAAGAUCCAGAGCAUGAGGGACCAAGCCGACUGGCUGCUGAGAAACAUCAUCCCCUACCACGUGGCUGAGCAGCUGAAGGUCUCCCAGACCUACUCCAAGAACCACGACAGCGGAGGCGUCAUUUUCGCCAGCAUCGUCAACUUCAGUGAGUUCUACGAGGAGAACUAUGAGGGGGGCAAGGAAUGCUACCGGGUCCUCAACGAGCUCAUCGGGGACUUCGACGAGCUCCUGAGCAGGCCAGGCUACAGUAGCAUCGAGAAGAUCAAGACCAUCGGGGCCACGUACAUGGCUGCAUCGGGGCUGAACGGCGUCCAGUGCCAGGAUGGCAGCCACCCGCAGGAGCACCUGCAGGUCCUGUUUGAGUUCGCCAAGGAGAUGAUGCGCGUGGUGGACGACUUCAACAGCAACAUGCUGUGGUUCAACUUUAAACUCAGGGUCGGCUUUAACCAUGGGCCGCUCACGGCGGGGGUCAUCGGCACCACCAAGCUGCUGUAUGACAUCUGGGGCGACACUGUCAACAUUGCCAGCAGGAUGGACAGCACGGGGGUGGAGUGCCGCAUCCAGGUGAGCGAGGAGAGCUACCGCGUCCUGAGCAAGAUGGGCUACGACUUCGACUACCGGGGGACAGUGAACGUGAAGGGCAAGGGCCAGAUGAAGACCUACCUAUACCCAAAGUGCAUGGACAGUGGGGCUGUACCACAGCACCAGCUGUCCAUCUCCCCGGACAUCCGAGUCCAGGUGGACGGCAGCAUCGGGCGGUCUCCCACGGACGAGAUCGCCAACCUGGUGCCUUCUGUACAGAACGCGGACAAGGCGUCUCUGGGUUCCGAAAACAGCGUGCAGGCCAAGGACACUCACCUGUCCUUGAAGAGGCUAUGGAAAGAGCCCCUCAAGGCUGAAGAAAGGUGUCGAUUUGGCAAAGCCAUAGAGAAAAGUGACUGUGAAGAAGUGGGCAUGGAAGAAGCCAGUGAGCUCACCAGGCUCAAUGUUUCCAAGAGCGUGUGACGCAGCGCCCGUCGCUGCCACGGUGCUCUGCUCCUCGAAACACAAUCAUGUUUGUACUUGCCUGUUGUGCGUCCCGAGCACCACAGCCUCCAUCGCUGGAUGUGGCGCUGCGUGGUCAUUGCCCUGACGUCUUUGUGCGCCACACACAUCCGUCUCUUUGCUUUUUGUCCCCCGGAGCCCUGUCCCCUGGGUGUGAGUGUCAGCAGCAUGGAGAACAAGUGCCUUCAGGGGUGGCCCGGCCUCGCGUUUGGGAACAUAGGCCGCCUGUGGAGAUCGCGGCAUUGGGUAUUGCUGGACUUUUUAAACGAAGCUGUGGUUAAGAUAUCAUUUUUAUUGCUUUUUCUCACAAGACACUUUGGGUUUUUGUUUUGUUUUUGCUCGUACAAUGUUUUUGCAGGUUUUUUCUUUUCUGUAUACAUACUAGUGUUUUCCGGUGACCUGACCUUUCUAUGUAAACACAUACACGCACACACACUUUCAUUUAUGAAUCUGAGAUCAAGUGCCAGUAACUCACUGUGAGGGGAGGUGGGGGGGGGCGUGGGCUGCGAACAGCCCCCAGACAGGGUGGCCCGCGCCCUCCCAACCUGCACCUUCCAGAGCACCCAGGCCCUCAGGGGCUGUGGGGCAUUAGGGCUUCCUCCCUGUGCAGGCCAAGAUUGCAAAUGCUAACCAGUAGCAGAGCUUGUGAACCCAGGCCUCAGGUAUUUAAAAGCCGUGUUUCAUUCUGCCCCAGACACCAAGG
Odobenus rosmarus divergens (Pacific walrus) is the source of this 4847-nucleotide messenger RNA. It is a transcript of the gene ADCY9, whose product is annotated as adenylate cyclase 9. The transcript has 10 exons. Gene Ontology annotation, molecular function: adenylate cyclase activity. The coding region runs from base 47 to 4105 and encodes 1352 amino acids. Lineage: Eukaryota; Metazoa; Chordata; Mammalia; Carnivora; Odobenidae. Gene Ontology annotation, biological process: cyclic nucleotide biosynthetic process; adenylate cyclase-activating G protein-coupled receptor signaling pathway; intracellular signal transduction. The record is from RefSeq and is a predicted model, not a curated record.